Messenger RNA from Grosmannia clavigera kw1407, 1776 nucleotides. RefSeq lists its product as uncharacterized. The coding region runs from base 1 to 1776 and encodes 591 amino acids. The record is from RefSeq and is a predicted model, not a curated record. Gene Ontology annotation, biological process: cell division. Gene Ontology annotation, cellular component: plasma membrane. Lineage: Eukaryota; Fungi; Ascomycota; Sordariomycetes; Ophiostomatales; Ophiostomataceae. The transcript is spliced from 3 exons.
AUGGCCUCGAGCCUCAAUGACCCAAAGCUGCUGUACGCCAUAACUGGCGUCUCGGCCUACCACAUCGCCAAUGGCGUCGAGGACUCGCUGACGCCUGCUGGGCCACAAACUCUGUCUCUCCUCAUGGUACCUACCGCAUCGCCCUUUGCCGACCUCUCCAUCGACUCUGCGGCCGGCAGCAAUCCACAGGAAGAGGACUUCUACCUCCACCUCCAUUUGCCACCUGAGCUCGAUCUCCCGCUGCCGGCCACUACUCAGAUCUACCACCAGCCACCUUCCAGCUAUUUGAUCCCGCGUUGGGAUCUUGGCCGCAACAGUGGCGUCUUCACGCGCAUAGAAUUCCCUCUGGCUGGCAGCCGCAAAGGCUUGCAGGAAGAUGUGGACACCUUCGAGACUAUCCUGGCCCAGUGCACUGCCUUCCUCGAACGCGCACCGCCGCCCAAGACCAAGAAUGAUAGACCUUACCGGCCGGUGCCGGCGCCUCCGCCGUCUGCGGCUGCUCUUGUGAGAGCCAGCACUACCGGUGGUGUUGGGUCUUCCAGCCGCACAUCCACCGGCCAUUACCAGUCGGACCAGAAGCCUCGCCAAUCUCUAUCCCGGUCCUCCACCAGGUCUACGAUGGCAGAGGACCUACCGGCAUAUAACCCAGCGACUUUCAAGCCGGGCGAGGCCUAUGCGGCCGGCAGCCAUAGCUCCUUUGUUGGAGGGCAGAUUGUGCUGAUCGACGAAGAGGACGGCAGCGUCAUCGGCGAGCUUGGCGAGGGCUUUCAGGUGAUAGAAGACAAAGCACUGACACCUGGCUCCAAAGAACCGGUGGAGAUAACACUGCCAACUGAUGCUGUCCCCAGCAUCUCGGUGGCGCCAGCCUCUCGUGAGGACGUGGAGGCGCUGCACCCGGCCUACAGGAAGUCACGAUUGGUGUCCAAUGCAGCAGCAGCAUCACGACUCAUCGUAGCCACGUCCGAGGUUGUGUCCAAGGCACUGCAGGCCCAGGCCGACAAUUAUUCGCGCAAGAACGAGCCGGCCAACAAGCCCAUCACCUUCAAGGCGAGCACACACGAGCACGUCCGUCGCAUCAACACGUUGUCGUCCGGCGCUGCCAGCCUCUCGGCCAAGGCGGUCGGUCAGGUGGGGAAAGUGGCGCAGAACUUGGGCGCAUCGCUGGCGGGACACAAAGCUGGCCGGGAGGGCGAGGGCGGCAGCGCCAGGGGCGACGGUGCUGCCGGCCUCCGUGGCAGUGGUUCUGGCAAGGGCCGCGGGCCUUCGGCCAAAGGCUACGGACCGGACGGCGAAUACAUUGACAACUUCAAGCCGGGCCUGCUAAACAAGAGCCUGAUGGCCUUCUCGACCGUCGCCGACGGCAUUGAGCAAGCCGGAAGACAGCUGCUGGACUCAUCGUCGGUGGCUGCGACAACGGUGGCUGCACACAAAUGGGGCCCAGAGGCGGCCGAGGUGACCCGGCACCUAAGCACCGGUAUCAAGAACGUCGGGCUGGUCUAUAUUGACGUGACAGGUGUUUCGCGUAGGGCCAUCAUCAAGAGUGUGGCCAAGGGCAUGGUGGUGGGCCACGUGCCGGGCGGCGGAGACCUGAUUGUCGGUGGCGGUUCCGAGAGAACCGGAGUGACGGUCGUUCCAGGGCCUUAUGACAACACGGCCAAGAGUGGCCGCAGCAGCAGUCGCAGCAGCAGCAUCAGUGUCAGCGGCAGCACAAGAGAGUCUCGCGACAAUCGGGCGACAAGCAAGUUUUCUGACAACAAUCCAUACCGGGGACGUUGA